AUGGCUUUGUCUAGACUCCAGCAUCCAUGUUAUUUACAACAAUGCCCCUCCAUCUCUCUUCCUUCUUCCUUUCCUCUUCGCUUCUCCUCCAUCUCUUCUCAGAGACAAAGACGACUAAGUGUCGGCGUCCAUACUAGUAGUGUUGCUUGUUGUAGCCUGUCCCAGCAGGAGUACCAAUCUCAAGUUUUGUCGUCAGUUACUAAUGGGAGUCCAGUCUCCGAUAGGAAAGAGAUUCGUUUCGGUUUGCCUAGUAAAGGACGCAUGGCAGCUGACACUCUCGAUCUCCUCAAGGAUUGUCAGUUAUUGGUGAAGCAAGUGAAUCCUAGACAAUACGUUGCAGAAAUUCCUCAGCUCACUAACUUGGAAGUUUGGUUCCAACGACCCAAAGACAUUGUACGAAAGUUGAUGUCAGGAGAUUUGGACCUUGGAAUUGUGGGUUUUGAUACUUUCAGCGAAUUCGGACUGUCAUAUGCUAAGCCUGAGCCAGAUAGAUGGUUUGCUUCACAGCUUAUUCCCAAAUAUGGGAUUUUCGAAAAUAUAAAUUCGCUGAGGGAGUUAGCACAAAUGCCUCAAUGGACAGCUGAGAAACCUCUCCGAGUUGCUACCGGCUUCAAUCAUCUGGGUCCUAAAUUUAUGAAGGAGAAUGGAUUCAUGCAUGUGACAUUUUCAACUGCUGAUGGAGCAUUGGAAGCUGCUCCUGCGAUGGGGAUAGCUGAUGCUAUUUUGGACCUUGUGAGCAGUGGAACAACUCUGAGAGAAAACAACUUGAAAGAAAUUGAAGGGGGUGUGGUGUUGGAGAGCCAGGCUGUUCUUGUUGCUAGAAGAAAAUCAUUGAUCCAACGGGAAGAUGUGAGGGACAUAACGAAAGAGAUUCUUGAAAGGUUUGAGGCGCAUUUGAGGGCAGUUGGUCAAUUCACGGUGACUGCAAACAUGAGAGGAAAUAGUGCAGAGGAAGUUGCUGCUCGAGUACUGAGUCAACCAUCUCUGUCUGGGUUGCAGGGACCUACUGUAAGUCCAGUUUUCUCCAAAAGUGAUGGAAAGGUUGCACCUGAUUUCUAUGCCGUGGUCAUAUGUGUUCCCAAAAAGGCAUUAUACGAGUCCGUACAGCAACUUAGAGAGAUUGGAGGCAGCGGAGUUUUAGUUUCUCCUUUAACAUACAUUUUCGAGGAACUGACACCAAGAUGGCAGGAGCUUGUUUCAAAACUGGAGCUACAAACACUCUGCAGCUAA
Dovyalis caffra is the source of this 1230-nucleotide messenger RNA. The record is from the annotation of a GenBank genome assembly. NCBI's taxonomy places the organism in Eukaryota, Viridiplantae, Streptophyta, Magnoliopsida, Malpighiales, Salicaceae.